AUGACUGUUUUAGAAGGGCAAGAUAUUUUCGUUGAAGAUUUUAUAAAACAAGAAGAAUUAAUAAAAGAUUCAUUGCAACCCAGUGAAAUACAAAAAUUUUAUGAAAAUUCAACAAUUUUAUUAACCGGUGCAACUGGAUUUCUGGGGAAAAUAUUAUUAGAAAAAUUAUUGAGAUCAUGUCCGAAAAUUAAAACAAUUUACGUUUUAUUAAGAUGUAAAAAGGGAAAAUCAAUCGAAAAAAGAAUGGAAGAAGAGUUUAAAGAACCGAUAUACGAAAUGCUAUUGAGAAAAUAUCCAAAUUGCAUGGAAAAAAUAAAAUUAAUCAAUUCGGAUCUUAGUCAAGAUGAAAUAUUAUCACCAGAAGAUAGGAAAAAAUUAAUAAAAGACGUUAGUAUUGUCAUACAUUGUGCUGCAACCGUUAGAUUUGAUGAAAAAUUACGUCACGCAUUUAAAACAAAUGUUAAUUCGACAAAAUAUUUUUUAACAAUGGCAAAAGAAAUGAAAAAUUUAAAAGUUUUCAUUCAUGUUUCAACAGCUUAUUCAAAUUGCGUUUUAAGAGAAAUUCCAGAAAAAGUUGUUAAACACAAAUAUAAUUAUAAAAAAAUGAACGAUCUUAUUAAUUCUAUAGAUGAUGAUUUAUUAGAUAAAAUAACGCCUCAAAUACUUGAUAAUUGGACAAAUACUUACGUAUUUACGAAAUCCAUAGCAGAAGGAACAGUUCAAGAAUAUGGCAAAGGAUUACCUGUUGGCAUAUUUAGACCGAGCAUAGUUAUUAGUACGUACAGAGAACCGUUAAGAAAUUGGGUUAAUAAUUAUUACGGUCCUCAAGGUGUCGUUUUUGGUGCGGGUAUCGGAUUGUUAAGAACAUUUUUAUGCGAUGAAAAUAAUAUUGCCGAUAUGGUACCCGUGGAUAUGGUUUGUAAUGCAAUUAUUGCAAUGGCUUGGGAUGUUGCACAAAUAAAGAAUGAAAAUCCAAAUUUCGAACAAUUAACAUGGAAAGAUGAUGUAAAAGAUGAUAAUAAUUCAAAUGAUAAUGAUAAUGAUGAUUUAAUUGUUAUGAAUUACGUAUCGUCGAAUAAAAAUCCAAUAAGUUGGGGAAAAUUUUUGGAUUUAAAUUACGAAUUCCGACAUGAAAGUUAUUCAAAAGUAAUGCUUUGGCAUUCAUCAUUAACGUUAAUGAAAGCUUAUGAAAAAAUUCAUAGAUUUUCAAAAAUAAUAGCAUAUUUUUGUUUAAACACGUGGAAAUUCGAAGAAAAAGCAACGACAAAUCUCUGGAAUAAAAUGUCGGACAAAGAUAAAGAAAUUUUCUUUUUCAACAUAGAAGAAUUGGAUUGGAAUUUUUAUUUGCGUAAUUAUUUAAAAGGAUUAAGAGUGUAUUUAGCUAAGGAUGAUUUGAGCACGCUACCGGAAGGCCGUAGAAAAGCAAAAAAAUUAUUUAUAGCUCAUUACACUUUAGUCACGUUACUUUAUUUGCUGGGACUUUAUAUAUUGUGGCGAAUUUAUUCUAUCAUAUUUUAA
This is a messenger RNA of Pediculus humanus corporis (human body louse), 1518 nucleotides long. RefSeq lists its product as uncharacterized. Gene Ontology annotation, biological process: long-chain fatty-acyl-CoA metabolic process. Gene Ontology annotation, cellular component: peroxisome. The record is from RefSeq and is a predicted model, not a curated record. Gene Ontology annotation, molecular function: alcohol-forming very long-chain fatty acyl-CoA reductase (NADP+) activity. The transcript is spliced from 9 exons. Bases 1 to 1518 code for a protein of 505 amino acids. Lineage: Eukaryota; Metazoa; Arthropoda; Insecta; Psocodea; Pediculidae.